AUGCGCUCUGUUCGCUGUCUUUGCGCACGACGCGCUAAUCUCGAAGUCCUCCUCAUCAACAAGCGAGUCUAUAGCGAGGCCGCGCCCAUCUUCUGGAGCGAGAAUUUCUUCGCGUUUGAAUACCCGAAUCUCCUCAGCGGCUUUCUUCGCGCAAUCAGUCCGCAGACACGGCUAUGGCUGCGCAGGAUAUCAUUUAUGCCGUCGCAUGACCGGGUGAAGAAUGAUGAUACCACAAUCUCUGAUGACAGCUGGCAUUCGCGAUGGGGGGAUGCUAUGGACGAUCCGUGGGGCUGGGAUGACAUCAAGAGCUGCUGGCAGCUUCUUCGAGGGUGCGAGGGACUGGCACAUUUGGAGUUGGAUGUUUACUGCCUGAGUCGGUUGGAUUGGGCUACUUAUUCGAGUAGUCCAUACGCCCACGACAGAGCUGAUAGCUACAGGCAUGAAAGGAUCGCGAGCGAUCAGUAUCAAACGACCCUAUACGAGAUCUACGGGGGAGACAUCUACCCCGUCCGAGACGACGUCGACUGGCAUUAA
Penicillium argentinense is the source of this 534-nucleotide messenger RNA. RefSeq lists its product as uncharacterized. The transcript is spliced from 3 exons. Bases 1 to 534 code for a protein of 177 amino acids. The record is from RefSeq and is a predicted model, not a curated record. Lineage: Eukaryota; Fungi; Ascomycota; Eurotiomycetes; Eurotiales; Aspergillaceae.